AUGGCUUCGCAUGGGAUACUUUCAGCUGUGAAAUGUGAUAGACAAGAGGUGUGUGCAAAUUGCGUCGACGCUGGUGUCGAGUGCCGAAGGAACCGGCCAAAACCGCGAUCAAGGCAAAAGGCACAUUCAGGAAACAGUCUCAGUCCAAAUGCCGGGAACGAAUUGUACGAGUCUCAGGGAGAAGCUCCUUCCAAGAAGAGAAAAAUUGACGAUGGCUUUGCUCGGUCGAGGAGCGCUCCCAAUGAGACCGCCGAAUGGGCUUCGCCUUCAGAAGACUCCACUCAUCGCGCAAAGCAAGCCAAGGUCAUUCUACAGAACGAACUCAAUUUCGAUGGCUUUCUUGAUAAAUACUCGGUUGUCAUUGAAGGAUCCAAUGAGACCAACAUCCACUGGCCCGAUCAUAUCUCCGGAAAGACGCUGGAGACGAUGGUCACUCGUCUUCUACAGGAUGAGACUGAUGAGCAGUCACACCAUCAGCUUAGCGUGUGUAUCUAUACCAAGGCAGUAUCCCAUCUGUAUCGACUGUUCAAGCUGUCCCGAAAUCCGACACUUAAGAGACAAUAUUUGAGAUCUAAAAGAGAGUACGAGACGGCUGGCCUUUACGCGCUUCAGCGGAUCGACGUCUGCAGCACGCCGAGUCUUCUUUUGAUCCAAUCGCUGAUAUCUGGCGCCUUGUUAAUGCAGAAACUUGGAAAGAUGAAUCAGUCAUGGGUACUCAAUUCAUACGCGGCACGGCUGAUCGUCUCGCUAAACUAUCAUGAAGUUGACGGUUUUACGCCGGACUCUGGCAUGAAUGAGGAAAUACAUAGUUCACUAUGGGGCUGUUAUUAUUUGGAUAGAACGUUGAGUUAUCUCUUUGUUCGGCCUCCAUCGUUGCCGGAGCUCCGGGUCCCUCCUAGCCAGCUAGUCCACGCUGACACUACAUUGCUGUAUGGUCCUUUGAUAGGGAUCAUUCUGGAUUUAGCCCAAGUCCAGGGCGAGCUUCUUGAUCUUUUGCUCAACGGACAGCGCAAGUUUGCUGCGGAGGUUUCUGCCAAAUACGAAAAUAUCCAAGCACGCAUGAGCAAAAUAUACUCCGACCUUCACUCGAGACGUAGCUCUCUUCCUCCCACUGUCACCAACGAAUACCUUUCGGCCGACUUUUGUUACCACGCGAUUUUAGUCGAUGUGUAUCGGGCGCGGUUAAAACAUCACCCCGAUGCCGAAACGUACAAGGAGUGUUUAUUAUCGGCCCGAGCAUCGCUACGAGCAUUUCAGUCGCUUGAGAAGGAUCUCGCAUAUGAGUUGGGUCUUGAAGACCCAUGUCCAUAUUUCUUGACAUGGACGGUCUUGCUGUACCCGCUCAGUCCAUUCUUUGUCCUAUUUUGCAACGUCGUCCGGGAGUCUGAUUUUGAGGACUACACCUUACUGAAAGAGGUUACCCAGGGCUUAUCGCGGAUCACCGGCAAUUCAUAUGUCUCGAAAAUGUUGGAUCUCCUGACCGCACUACAGAAUUUGUGCGAGCCAUUGUUCCAGACGACCAUGGACAUCCAGCAAGGUUCUCAAGUCUCCGAGACAUAUGGCACGAUGGAUGGCCCGGUGUACCAGGCGGUGGCCCCCGACACAACAAAUCAUACCUCGCUAGAUUGCAGCCAUCCAGGUCCUCCGAGUACAGAGCCUGUUAUUGAACCAUCAAGCACCGGCAUCCUUCCACCGGAGAUGUAUCCGGAAUCGUCCACGUCCACUGACGGGCUCAUAUGGCAGCUUUUUAAUAGCCAAUUUUCGCUAGGCUGGUUUGACGUGGAUUAUUCUCCGUUAAAUGGCCAUUGA
This is a messenger RNA of Aspergillus terreus NIH2624, 1809 nucleotides long. RefSeq names its product Zn(II)2Cys6 transcription factor. Gene Ontology annotation, biological process: DNA-templated transcription; regulation of DNA-templated transcription. The coding region runs from base 1 to 1809 and encodes 602 amino acids. Gene Ontology annotation, molecular function: DNA binding; zinc ion binding; DNA-binding transcription factor activity, RNA polymerase II-specific. The transcript has 7 exons. The record is from RefSeq and is a predicted model, not a curated record. Lineage: Eukaryota; Fungi; Ascomycota; Eurotiomycetes; Eurotiales; Aspergillaceae.